This is a messenger RNA of Juglans microcarpa x Juglans regia, 1268 nucleotides long. Its product is annotated as tobamovirus multiplication protein 2A-like. Bases 278 to 1120 code for a protein of 280 amino acids. Gene Ontology annotation, cellular component: membrane. NCBI's taxonomy places the organism in Eukaryota, Viridiplantae, Streptophyta, Magnoliopsida, Fagales, Juglandaceae. The transcript has 8 exons. The record is from RefSeq and is a predicted model, not a curated record.
GUGCCAGCUGGCUACAAGAAUGUGGGGCCACUUAUGUUCCACUUCCACCUUCGAAUUUCCAGACUCUCUCUGUGUUUUCAGAAUCAUCGGGAGGAAAAGGAAAAAAAGAAAAGGAGCUUCCUUGCAACCCGAAAAUCGCAGCGGUUCUAUCCAUUUUGUAGUAGUUAUACGUACAAGUAAUUGAUCGUUGGGUAAGCGGCGGAUUUGUGUAGAAGAUAUUGGCAAUUGGGUUGAAUAGUGGAGAUCCAUUUGGAUUUUGAUCGAAGGGCUGUGGAGAAUGGCAUGCAAAGGGUGCUUGGAGUGCCUAUUGAAGCUUCUUAACUUCUUGUUGAGCCUUGUGGGUCUGGCCAUGGUUGGCUAUGGGAUUUACUUGCUGGUCGAGUACGAAAGAUCUACCAGUAACACCCUUAUGGCCUCAGAUGUGAGAGGCGAUGAAAGCUUGAUACUGCUCGGCCGACCACUGCUUAUGGGUGUUUCUCUGUCAAGUAGUAUUUUCGAUGACCUGUCGAAAGCUUGGUUCAUAUACUUAUUUAUUGCUAUAGGAGUUAUUCUCUUCGUCAUCUCUUGUUUUGGUUGUAUCGGAGCUGUGACACGCAAUGGAUGCUGCUUGACUUGUUACUCAGUAUUGGUGAUCUUAUUGAUCUUGGUAGAGCUGGGAUGUGCAGCCUUCAUAUUUUUUGACAAAAGCUGGGAAGAAGAAAUUCCAACAGACAGCACUGGAGAUUUUGACUCGAUAUAUGACUUUCUGAAAGAGCACUGGAAAAUUGUAAAAUGGGUUGCUCUUGGAGCUGUUGUUUUGGAGGCACUCCUAUUCUUGUUAGCGCUCGUGGUCAGGGCAGCAAACAGACCAGUAGAAUAUGACAGCGAUGAUGAGCUCAUUGCCCCAAGGCAACAGAUUAGGCAGCCAUUGAUCAAUAGGCCGCCAGUGCCAGCUGCAGGUGUACCUGUUGCCAGCACCCUCGACCAGCGUCCAGGUAGAAGUGAUGCGUGGAGUACACGCAUGAGAGAAAAGUAUGGACUGGAUACUUCCGAGUUUACCUACAACCCGACCGAGUCACACAGGUUCCAGCAGGUUGCCACGCAGCCAGCCGAAGAAAGGAGCCGUUGCAGCAUCAUGUAGUGAGUUUGAUAAAUUUUGUUGGGUUGGUCUCUGAAGACGGCUGUCAUGGGCAAUUAUGUUUUGUGAUGUUUGAGGUUCUUUUCUUGUUCCCCAACAUUCUCAGACUCACCCGUUUUUGUAAUUCAAAAACAAAUUGAUCUUCUUGUCA